Molecule: messenger RNA, 981 nt
Organism: Bombina bombina (fire-bellied toad)
Lineage: Eukaryota; Metazoa; Chordata; Amphibia; Anura; Bombinatoridae
Product: olfactory receptor 8D1-like
Exons: 3
Coding region: 1-981 (326 amino acids)
Biological process (GO): G protein-coupled receptor signaling pathway
Cellular component (GO): membrane
Molecular function (GO): olfactory receptor activity; G protein-coupled receptor activity
Source: RefSeq, a predicted model, not a curated record
AUGAGGGGGCCAGCAGCAACCAAUCUCCACAGGGCUAAAAAAUAUAUUUACAUGGAGACAAUAAAUCAGACCCUGGUGUCAUAUUUCAUUAUUAAGGGGAUUUCGGAUGUUCCUGAGUUCCAAGUGCCAGUUUUCCUUUUGGUUCUUCUGAUCUAUCUCACAGUCCUUGGUGGUAACAUGGCUAUUCUUCAUCUGGUGUGCCAAGAUAAUCAGCUGCACACACCUAUGUAUUUCUUUCUGGGAAACUUGUCUCUUAUUGAUAUAUCUUACACCAGCAUCACUCUACCUAAGGUUCUUUUCAUGUUCAUAUCAGGAGACAACACAAUUUCAUUCUUUGUCUGCUUUACUCAGUUCUAUGUAUUUUCAUCAUCUACCUCUUAUGAGUUGUUGUUACUCACAGCAAUGGGUUAUGAUCGGUAUGUGGCCAUAUGUAAGCCAUUGCAUUAUCACACAAUCAUGAACCGUAGAGCAUGUGUUCUUCUGACAUCUGUCUGCUGGUGUCUUGGAUUUUUAGAACCAAUGCCCUUUGUCAUUUUAUUGGCAGGAAUUUCGUGUUAUACAUCUCAUAUAAUCAACCACUUCUUCUGUGACUUGGUUCCACUUCUACAAAUCUCCUGCACCGAUACUUCUCUUUUGGAGACUUUGGUUUUCACAGAAGGAAUGUUUCUUACCCUCCUCACUCCUUUUAUUCUAACAUGUAUUUCUUAUGCAUUCAUCAUGGUUACCAUCCUAAAGAUCCGUUCCAACACUGGAAGACGUAAGGCUUUUUACACCUGCGCGUCACACCUCACCGUUGUCGUUCUUCUGUACGCGACUCUCAUUUGCCAAUAUAUGAGACCAGCUACUACUAAUAGUUUGGACUCCAAUAAACUUUUCUCUCUAUUUAACGCUAUUGCUCUUCCUCUAUUAAAUCCACUGAUUUAUAGCUUGAAAAAUAAAGAUGUGAAGUCUGCUCUAAAACGGAGACUGAGGUCUAUUUAA